Messenger RNA from Antechinus flavipes (yellow-footed antechinus), 4589 nucleotides. RefSeq names its product ankyrin repeat and BTB domain containing 2 (gene ABTB2). Gene Ontology annotation, molecular function: protein heterodimerization activity. The transcript has 17 exons. NCBI's taxonomy places the organism in Eukaryota, Metazoa, Chordata, Mammalia, Dasyuromorphia, Dasyuridae. The record is from RefSeq and is a predicted model, not a curated record. Bases 129 to 3200 code for a protein of 1023 amino acids.
GCGCCUAGAGCCCCGGCCAGACGGACGCGCUAGUGCCGGGCUGCGAGGAGCGGCGCGCGGGGCCAUGGAGCUGUGAACGUCCGUUCUUGCCCCGCUCGCCGCGCAGAGCCCCGCAGCCAGGCUCCUCCAUGGCCGGCACGUAUAGCUCUACCCUGAAGACUCUGGAGGACUUGACCUUGGACUCCGGGUAUGGGGCCGGGGACUCUUGCCGCUCUCUUAGUCUGUCUUCGUCCAAGUCCAACUCGCAGGCGCUCACGUCGUCGGCGCAGCAGCACCGGGGGGCGGCCUGGUGGUGCUAUUCGGGCUCCAUGAACAGCCGCCACAACAGCUGGGACACCGUCAACACCGUGCUGCCCGAGGACCCCGAGGUGGCGGACCUCUUCUCGCGCUGUCCGCGGCUGCCGGAGCUGGAGGAGUUCCCCUGGACGGAGGCGGACGUGCUGCGGGUGCUGCGCAAAGGCGCCGGGCCGCGCCGGUUGCCCCACUUCUCGGCGGAGGCCGGGCGGCGCGUGGCGCUGCUGCUGCGCCGGGCGCUGAUCCGCGUGGCCCGCGAGGCGCAGCGCCUGAGCGUGCUCCACGCCAAAUGCACCCGCUUCGAGGUGCAGAGCGCCGUGCGCCUCGUCCACAGUUGGGCCCUGGCCGAGAGCUGCGCGCUGGCGGCCGUUAAGGCGCUGUCGUUCUACAGCAUGAGCGCCGGCGACGGGCUGCGCCAGGGCAAGUCCGCGCGCUGCGGCCUCACCUUCUCCGUGGGGCGCUUCUUCCGCUGGAUGGUGGACACCCGCAUCUCGGUGCGCAUCCACGAGUACGCAGCCAUCACGCUCACGGCGUGCAUGGAGAACCUGGUGCAGGAGAUCCGGGCCCGGGUGCUGACGGCCAGCCAGAGCCCCGACGGCGGGAGCGGGGAGGUGUCGGCAGAGGCCCUGGAGAUGGUGAUCAAUAACGACGCCGAACUCUGGGGGGUCCUGCAGCCCUACGAGCAUCUGAUCUGCGGCAAGAACGCGAACGGUGUCCUCUCCCUGCCUGCCUACUUCAGCCCUUAUAAUGAUGGCUCCCUGGGCAACGAUGAGCGAGCCGACGCCUAUGCCCAGCUGGAGCUGCGGACGCUGGAGCAGUCCUUGCUGGCUACCUGCGUCGGGAGCAUCUCGGAACUGAGUGAUUUGGUUUCCCGGGCCAUGCACCACAUGCAGUGCCAUCAUCCCCUGUGCCCCGGCACCAGCCCGGCCCGCCAGGCCCGCCAGCCUCAGCAGCCCAUCAGCUGGUCUCCCGACGCCCUGCACACGCUCUACUAUUUCCUGCGCUGCCCACAGAUGGAGUCCAUGGAGAACCCCAACCUGGACCCGCCGAGAAUGACCCUGAACAACGAACGACCCUUCAUGCUCCUCCCUCCACUGAUGGAAUGGAUGCGCGUGGCCAUCACCUACGCGGAACACCGUCGUAGCCUGACCGUGGACAGCGAUGACAUCCGGCAGACGGCCCGAUUACUCCUCCCCGGCCUGGACUGCGAGCCCCGGCAGUUAAAGCCUGAAUGUUGCUUCAGUUCCUUUCGGAGACUCGACGCCAAAGCAGCCACCGAGAAGUUCAACCAAGAUCUAGGUUUCCGGAUGCUCAACUGUGGCAGGACGGAUCUCAUCAACCAAGCCAUCGAGGCCUUGGGGCCCGACGGGGUGAACACCAUGGAUGACCAGGGGAUGACCCCGCUGAUGUACGCCUGUGCUGCCGGGGACGAGGCGAUGGUCCAGAUGCUGAUAGACGCGGGAGCGAACUUGGACAUCCCGGUCCCGAGCAGUUCUCCCCGGUACCCGUCGGUCCACCCCGACAGCCGACACUGGACCUCCCUGACGUUCGCCGUGCUCCACGGACACAUCUCGGUCGUUCAGCUGCUGCUCGACGCCGGUGCCCACGUGGAGGGCUCCGCGGUAAACAGCGAGGAGGAAAGCUACGCAGAAACCCCCUUGCAGCUGGCCUCGGCAGCAGGGAACUACGAGCUGGUCAGUUUGUUGCUGAGCCGGGGAGCUGACCCUCUCCUGAGCACGCUAGAAGCCAACGGGAUGGCCUCCUCCCUCCACGAGGACAUGAAUUGCUUCAGCCAUUCCGCAGCCCACGGGCACAGAAAUGUCCUGAGAAAGCUCCUGACCCAGCCACAGCAGUCAAAGGCCGACGUCCUCUCCCUGGAGGAGAUUUUGGCCGAGGGCGUGGAGGAGAGCGACACUUCCAGCCAGGGCAGUAGCAGCGAGGGCCAGAUCCGGCUCUGCAGGACCAGGAUGAAGGCUCUGCAGGAGGCCAUGUACUACAGUGCAGAGCACGGCUACGUGGACAUCACCAUGGAGCUGAGGACCCUCGGUGUCCCCUGGAAGCUCCACGUCUGGAUCGAGUGUCUGAGGACGUCCUUCUCUCAGUCUCGAUACUCUGUGGUCCAGAGUCUGUUGAGGGAGUUUAGCACCAUCAAAGAGGAAGACUACAACGAGGAGCUGGUGACCGAAGGCCUCCAGCUCAUGUUUGACAUCCUCAAGACCAGCAAAAACGACUCCAUCAUCCAGCAGCUGGCCAGCGUCUUCACCCACUGCUACGGCAGCAGCCCCAUCCCCAGCAUCCCGGAGAUCAGGAAGACCCUGCCGGCCCGCCUAGAUCCUCAUUUUCUGAACAACAAGGAGAUGUCAGACGUGACCUUUCUGGUGGAAGGGAAGCUGUUUUACGCACACAAAGUCCUGCUGGUGACUGCUUCCAACAGGUUCAAGACCCUGAUGACCAAUAAGUCCGAGCAAGAUGGCGACAGCAGUAAGACCAUCGAAAUCAGCGACAUGAAGUAUAACAUUUUCAAGCUGAUGAUGCAGUAUCUCUACUACGGAGGAACCGAGUCCAUGGAAAUCCCCACCGCUGACAUCCUCGAGCUGCUGUCGGCCGCCAGCUUGUUCCAGCUCGACGCCCUGCAGAGACACUGUGAGAUCAUGUGCUCGCAGACCAUCAGCAUGGAGAGCUCCGUGAACAUCUACAAGUACGCCAAGAUCCACAACGCGCCCGAGCUGGCUCUGUUCUGCGAGGGCUUCUUCCUGAAGCACAUGAAGGCCCUGCUGGAGCAGGACUCGUUCCGGCAGCUCAUCUACGGCCGCAGCAGCAAAGUGCAGGGACUGGACCCCUUACAGGACCUCCAGAACACGCUGGCCGAGCGCGUGCACUCGGUGUACAUCACCUCCCGGGUGUGAGCGGGCCCCGGCCCGGGGCCGCCCGCUGCCGGCCAGCCCUCCCACAGCGGGAGGGGAAACGGCUUGGCUUCUGCGCAGCUGGGGGCACCGAGGGCAGCCGCCGGCCAUCCUGUCGUGGGGGAGACCCGUCCCUCGGCACCGAGAACUCUCCAUGGGGAAGGAAAGGGCUGUGGCAAGGGCUGGCCAGGAUGGCGCCGGCCUCGUGGGCUCCGUGGGCAUCCGUGGCCCCAGAGGAGUCGUGUCUCUCUCUGGCAGAGCUUGGCCGGCUCCCCGUCUCGCCGCUCGUGUACAUCUCUCUGUCCCUGCCCAUCUCCGCCUGCGCCGGGCUCAGUGUGCCCCCCAGGUGGGCACUCGCUCAAGCUGAAAGGGCUGAUGCUCUUCCGCCCCAAAGGUCCCUCCUGCCGCUCUGCCCUGUGCCCCCUUUGCAGGUAGCGGCCAUCUUCCUUUGGGCCGCCUCUCCCCCUCAGUUCUGUGGAUUCACCCGCGGCAGGACGAGGGUGGGCAGGGGGAUGGGGAGCCGGCUUUCCUGAGUGCAAUGGCAGGGCUCCCCCGUCCCCCGCCUUCCCCCGCCCCUGCCCCCGAGGGGGCUGCCCGUGCUCCGGCGCGAGUCUGCGGUUGCCCUCUGGCUGGGGACGGUGGGGGGAGAGGUCGGGGACAGAGACGGGCCCUCGGGACGGGGUGGGGACGGCCGGUUUUUAGUUGGAAGGGAAAGGAUCGUAAGUGGAGGAAGGUGGGAGGUGAGAGGGCAGCAAGAGGGAGCUCACAGCUCCUUCAGAGGCCAGGGGCGGGGGGAGAGUCCGGGUACGGGCCGGGGCUGGAGCAGAGCGUCACCUGGCGGGUCCCAGACCAAGGCCAUGGCCCCGGCUCGGGCCGGAAGGAGCUUGUCUUUUGUCUCAGGAAAGGGGAAAGGAAGGGCGAGGACCCCACGUUCUGGGGUGGUUCACAUCCAAUAGUUGGCAGGAAGGAGUAAGAGCGAAUGAGAAAGGAGGGGAGGCUGCAAUAUUUCAUCCCACGGCCGCGCUCCCCGGGCCCCCAGACUCGGCACGCUCUGAGAGAGCCAGGCCGGCUGAACUGGGCGCGGAUGGGCCGGAGCGAGGGGGGGGGCCGCCCGGGCUUCCUUGGGGCUCUAACAAUUUAUUUAUUCACCCACAGCCACGCGUGGGCUUUUGGGGAGGGAGUGGCCCUGCCCCUGGGCAGCCUGGGGAAAAGCCCAGAAUGGCUUGGAAUACUGGAAAAUAUUUUCAAAUUGCUGCUUCGGCAAGAUGUACAAAGGUAUAGGCUCUAUUUUAUUGCUGUAAUAUUGUAUAUGUUAACUGUACAUUAAUUCCUGUUGUCAUUUAUUGUAAAUGUAUCGGGGUUUUAUUAACAAUAAACACUUGUUAACAAGCA